AUGUCCCUCCUGGUGCCCAGCCUGGGGGACAGUCAUGGGGCGUUAGAGAAAUUCUCAGGACCCCCCACGCUUCCCAGCUCGGGACACGCUGCAGAUGUUAACCGGGGAGAGGCUGCCAGGAAGCCCGGCGUCCCGUCACAUUGCCCCCCACGUGACUGUCUUCGUCUUGCAGGGGUUCGCAGGGUCGCAUGUGCAGCACCCUGGGUUGCGGCCUGGAGAAGCUAUUUCCUGUCCGCAGAAUCACGCCGGUGUGCAGCUGUGGCCUUGCCGGGGAUUAGCACAGUCGUGGCGGCCCAGCCAGCAACGCUGGCAGGAGAGCUGGGCGAGGGACCCCCGGAGCACGCUCACAAUCCUUCAACAAUUUACAAUGAAUGA
Molecule: messenger RNA, 375 nt
Organism: Rangifer tarandus platyrhynchus (Svalbard reindeer)
Lineage: Eukaryota; Metazoa; Chordata; Mammalia; Artiodactyla; Cervidae
Source: the annotation of a GenBank genome assembly